Molecule: messenger RNA, 1951 nt
Organism: Aspergillus ruber CBS 135680
Lineage: Eukaryota; Fungi; Ascomycota; Eurotiomycetes; Eurotiales; Aspergillaceae
Product: ankyrin repeat domain-containing protein
Exons: 4
Coding region: 212-1552 (446 amino acids)
Molecular function (GO): protein binding
Source: RefSeq, a predicted model, not a curated record
GCAAGCGAUCCCAAAUAAAAGUACAAGGCUCUGCCCUAACACCCUUGCAGAGUGUGUUGGCAUUGCCGUGUUUGCCCUUCGAUUCGGUCACAUGAUGCAUCAUUAUUUAUACCUGCUGACGGGACUUUCCUUCUUCAUUCAAUAUACUAUAGAGGGUCAGAUCUUCCCCUAAAUAUCCACCAUAGAGUACGCUCUCGUUAGGAUCACCGAUAUGCAUCUUCUGGAUCUACCACUUGAAAUAUUCCGCCAUAUUAUUAAGCUAUAUUUCAAUAGCAUACCAUUUGUGUUGGCUUAUGAUUUGAAAAAUGUUCAGCUUGUGAACAGGCUCUUUCAUCAAGAAGUGACACGAACUGCUUGCCAUAUGCUCCACCGCUUGGCUCUAGAAUAUUAUCCUGCUCACUCCCUCCAGCGCUGGGCAUCCAGCAAAUACGGUAAUAAUUAUCUCGGCCACACUAUCAAGAGUGUCAGUUCGCAAGUCAUGAAGCAUAGCCGUGCUAGUGAAGCAGAACUUUUUACCACCGAUAACCAAGGAUACCAACUCUCCUUGCUCGUAUCACGCGCAGCCAUCAAAUUUAUGGCUAAGGAUUUGUUUGCGGUGACUAGCGUACUACGAGGAGAACAGAAUCUCCCACGCAAUUAUCAACCCUGCCCAAAUGAUAUAGAUUACAUCAUUCAACUCGACGCGCAUGAAUUUGCCCAGUCAAUGAGAACUGGAUCUGGCCAGCAAAGCGAUGCACCAGAGCAUGUUCUAUCUGUAGCAGCCUAUCUGGGGGAUGUUUCCCUGGUUGAAAAUCACCUUGCACAGGGCGUGGAUUUAAAGGUGCGAAGCAAUAUCUUUGGUCCCCCAUUGCGGAAUGCUGCGCUGGGAGGUCAUUUGGAAAUUUUAAGGGCUCUCCUCGACAAAGGGGCCAAUGCGGACAGUGGGUGCCUUCCCGGAACUGAAGAAGGCUGGCAGGUGGUUAAGGGACAGCAUCAUGAGAAGACUUCUUUUGAAAAAUGGAUUCCUAAUACCACCGAUCUUCCUUCUACUGCAGUCGAAGCUGCGGCUCGAAACGGACACAGAGAGGUCCUGCAACUUCUUCUAAAACCAGAAUUUGGCAUUCCGAGAUCAUCUUAUAGCUAUUUAAUGUCAAUUACCUUUGCUGCUAUAGGAGGAGAUGCUGAAAUGAUUCGCAUUCUCGCUGAGACUGCGGACUAUAGUGCUAUUUCAAAGAAGUCACUUCAGGAACUGUGGUACAUUUCGCUCCGCCAUGCAGCAUCCUCAGAUCUACUUGAUAGAAGUACGCCAUUAGGGCGCGCCGCUUUCAAUGGCCGUAACGAAGCGAUAGCACUUUUACUGCAAAAAGGGGCUGAUAUCAACGGUGGGCGUCUCCAUCCACUUUAUCUGGCGAUUAAGAUGGGAUUUCGUCGGACUGUGGAGUUACUGUUAGACCACGGAGUGGAAGUCAAAUCCAAAUUUUUGACAGAUGCAGUCCGGUAUAACCACACAGAUAUCAUCCAGCUUUUCUUUGAAAGGGGUAUGUGUGAUAUGCCUGAUAGCUUCAAGAAUUGAGAAUGUGAUAUGCACCGUCUGGAAAAGCUGUUGGGUUUAUGUGCGCUGAAAGUGCUAUAGAGAAAAGGUCUCAAUCGAGGUACGCAUGAGCAAUUAAAAUGAGAUUGUGGUAUGACUUUUCAUUAUCGGAAAGCAAUAGGUGAAUAUUCAUCUUUCCAAGUCAGAUGCGGUAAUAGUCUAGUCUGUUGGUUGAAACCAUUGAAUUUAUAUAUUUGCAUAUGGGAUACUUAAAAAAGGGUUUAUAGUAUGAUCUGCUCUAUUCUCAUACUUACCUAUUGUAGAAUCACGUGAUCAUAGGCACCUCCGCCGCCCUCUACUCGACAACGACCGCGACGACAUCAGACGAUUCUCUUUAACAACUACUAAUUUACCAGUGGACGACCACGAACGAGUUUUCGC